This is a messenger RNA of Colletotrichum spaethianum, 1425 nucleotides long. RefSeq lists its product as uncharacterized. The transcript has a single exon. Bases 1 to 1425 code for a protein of 474 amino acids. The record is from RefSeq and is a predicted model, not a curated record. Lineage: Eukaryota; Fungi; Ascomycota; Sordariomycetes; Glomerellales; Glomerellaceae.
AUGCCGACCUUUGGUCGCAUUGGACGGCACCAUAACCGCUCGCAGCAAGCACUUGUUGAUCCGGGCGGAGAGGUUGCUGGCCCAGCAGCUUCACAUUCUACACCUGCGCCGCCUUCUGGUUCUGCUGCCGCCGGUCCUGGUGCUCCUUCCUCCUCCUCUUCGUCUCACCCUUACCCUCACUCCUCCCUCGCUCCUGCCUCUGGCCCUCCUGGUCCUGCGCCCGCGCCGGUCUCGAGUGCACUCACAGCCAACGCCGCCGGCGCUAGUAAUCAGAUUACCCCCCAUUCAGCCUCGUCGACCGCCUUCAGCUCCAGCGAAUCCUUUGACAUCCACCAAAACCAGCUGGCCCAUCAACACCAGCUCCAACAACCACAACUUCAACACCUCCAGCAACAACAGCCAAACAUUCCGCAGCAAGGGCAGCAGGGGCCACCUCCACAGCCCCACGAGUAUCCUCCUACCUCAACCACCACCGCUGCUUCUGCCUCACGCAACUCCCUCCUGUUGCAACACCACAACCCGCCCAUUGCCGACUUACGCCAAAGAAGUCAGCAGGAUUUCUCCGAUUCAGUCUCCCGCUCACAGUCACAGCGCUACCCGCCUGGUGUGGCCCCUUACCCCAACAGCAACCAAUUCAACGCUGCUGCAUCUAGCUCCGUCGACAGUCUGAGAGCAUCCGCCAACAACACCUCUCCUGCUCCCCUCAAUAAUCAAGCGACAUCGCCGCUUCCGCAACCCGCCCCGGAGAAGCGAUCUGCACGAAGGCUGCUCAAGAACAUCUUGGGCGGAUCGGGCCGCGAUCACCACAACACCCCGCCUCCCCAACCUACCCCGCCAAGUUCCUACGACAACACGGCUGGUCUUGCUCGCCGACCGUCCAAGAGAGUGAGCAACCUACCACCCGCAAGAACUGCCUUGUCCCAGCAGUCUUCCCAGUUGUCGUUGGACCGACAAUCCGUCGACUGGCCGCUUCCGGGACCUCAUCAACAAUCUUCCCCCCUGCAGGGCGUUGGCGAGAUCGAGGAUCACCACUUGGCACAAGACCCUAACAGAGAUUCCCGUCUACAGAACCCAGAAUCCAACCGCAACUCGAUUCGCUACGCGCCGACCGAUUUCGAAAACACACCCUACGAAGAGACCGUUUACGGAGACCAGCAAACGCAGCAGGUGCCCGCUUUGCAAGAGCAGCACCAACUCGGUCAGCAGGCUGCUUACGAUCCGUCGCAGCAGCAGCAACACCAGCAAUAUUCCCAACAGCAAAGCGGCCAAUAUCAAGCCAGGCCGCCUGCGAUCUACACCAGCCAUUUAGGUGCCGGCUCGCAUCAGAAUCCUGAGACUGUUUCCCAGUUGUCGCAUGAAUCGCCUGUCACUGAUUCAGACGCUCGCUCGGCAAACGUCCAAUCCACCCAAACCUCCCCGCAGUGA